AUGAUGGAAAUAGAGACAUGGCUGGAUGCGUGUCACCAAGCCGGAACCACCAUUCAUGCUUGCAUCCUCACUGAGACUCAUUGGUCCUUUGACUCGGAGUGGAUGACUUCCCACUAUCAUAUGAUCCAUGCAGGGCUCAGCAAUAGGAAGGCUGGUAUCCUGGUUAUGAUACAUAAGAGCAUGGUUUCCUCGUCGUCCAUCAGAAUCACUGCUCCUAUCCCGGGGCGCCUUAUCCUGGUGCGGCUGGAAACCUCCCCGGCAAUCUGCAUCAUAGGCACAUACCAGCAUGUAUGGUCGGAAGUGAAAGGAGCCGUAGAAUGCGAGGCAGACCGUGAAGUCUUCUGGACCCGUCUGAACGAACUGGUGCGAGGAACCCCGUGGCGCUGCCAGCUGGUGCUGGCUGGUGACUUCAACACCCCCUGCCAGGAGCAGGCCCCUCAUGUAGGCACCGGACUAGCUUCUAUCACAGGGGCUGUUAGACAAAAGGACCAACACAGGCUUCAGCAGCUCAUUGUGAGCCACAACUUAGUGGCCUUGAACACAUGGGGUCGGAGAAGCUACAGCCACACAUACCAAUUUGAUCAUGCAGGGGGUCAGCAUCGUACCCAAAUCGACUUCAUUCUGUGCAGAGCCCACCAUGGUGACCCCCUCGCCAAAGGAGCUCGCACGAUACGGGCUCCAUUCGUGCCGGACAAGGGCAUGCGACACUUUCCGAUCCUUGCCUCCCUGCCGAAGCCUCAGCCGCCCAGGCAGCGCCGUGCCGGGCAACCCUCCGUAGGGGCCAAGGAGGUUAUGCAACACCUACAAGGUCAGCCAGAUCUUGCGGCGCAAUUUCAAGCCAGAAUGAGCCAGAUCAUGCCUCCAUCAGCUGCCAUACAAGGCGACCCUGCAUGGGUGCUCAACCGAGUAAUUCUGCAAGCCUGGAAGGAUGUCAGCCCCAAAGAGAAUCCCUCGUCUCCGCCUCCGUGUGAUUCUCCACGCAGAGAGGUUGGACUAGUGCGACAACUUUGGGCACUACGUCGACAGAGGUCCCUGCCGCCCGGAACUCACUCUGUUAUACGGGGCUGGCUUUUAGCUGCCAAACUGUCCAGAAUUCAGAGACAACUCCGCAAGGCCUGUAGGGAUCGCAAGCGUGAGAAGGUGGAAACAUUGCUCCAGGAAGCGGAGGCCUCACCGUAUCCCUGCACUCUGUUCUCUGUCGUUAGGCGACUAGCCCCCAAAUCCAGAACCAUGAGGAUACAGCUCAGAAAUGAUCAGGGUUUGCUCCUAGCUGGAAAGGACGAAUCGGAGCACAUAGCAGACUUCUUGAGAGGAGUGUACCACAGCCGAGACAUUUCCCAGCUGCCCCCAGCCUCUGGCAUAACUGGAGUACAUUUCUCUUCCGAAGACUUGACAAUCGCUCUGGCAAAGAUCAGUGCGGGUAAAGCACUACCAGCUGGUUUUGCCCCAGCCCGUUUAUGGAAGUUGGCAGCAGAUCAGGUAGUCUCCGCCCUCCUGCCAGCAGUGAACCUGUGCUCCUCGGCACUCCACGAAGACUGGCAUAAAGUUCAGCUACACCUCAUCCCUAAAGUCCCUACUGUGAGGGAGCCCAAAAAUCUGAGGCCUAUAGCUCUACUUCAUCCAGGAAACAAGCUUCUUGCAAUCAUGCUGGCCCAUAAAGUGGAACCCAAAAUAGAGAGCUAUCUUCGGGAGGUGCCACAAUGGGCGUACCUCAAGGGCCGCUCAACAGCGGAUGCACUUGAAUCCGUGUGCUCGCACUUCCUCCAGGUUCGGAAUCUCAUUGCAAGUGGCUCCUCUUCUCUGCCUCAGAGGUUCCAAGGAGGCCAACCGCAUAAGCUAGUGGGUGGUUUGUCGAUCAGCUUGGACAUCAAAAAGGCCUUUGAUAGUUUGCCGCAUGAUUUCCUCAAAGACUCGAUGAUAGAAGCUGGGUUUGAGCCACAGGAAAUCAACCUGGUGAUGCAUCUCCAUGAACGUGCAUGUCUGCAGGUGGGCAGACAAGCUGAUUCGGCCGAUGUGUACCUAGGAACGGGAGUCCGACAGGGGUGCUCACUUUCACCACUGCUCUGGGCUUUGAUCACAGGGAAGGUGUACCGCAUGUUUCAGGCAGAGCUACGAGAACAGUCUCUCCCAGAGGGCCUUAUCAACAUUUUCGCAGAUGACUUCUUCGGAAGCUGGUUGGUCAAGGACUCCCUAGCCUUCGCCAGGGCCAUAAGAGCCAUCGGCGUGCUAGUCGCCACCCUACAGAAAGCAGGUCUCCAGCUCAGUAUGGAGAAGACUGUCAUCCUGCUCGCACUGGGGGGCACCAGUGCGCCGUCUGUUCUGGCCAAGCACCGUCAGUACAUUGAGGAUGUGCCCCAUCUAGUCAUACCGGUUGGUCAGUCUAGGCUUCCCUUCAAGAUUGUCACCACGCACCGCUAUCUAGGUGCCAAGCUGGCUUAUAAGGGAUUUGAACUCUUGAACCUUCGGCACAGACUGGAUGUUGCAUGGGGUAGCUUCUGGCGCCUGCACCACAUUUUCAAGUCCAGAGCACUGGGUCUAGGCACCAAGGUCCGGUUAUGGAAGGUUUGUGUUUUCUCAGUACUCAGAUACUCCCUCCAUAGUGUAGGUCUGCCAUCGCAAGGCCCACUUCUCAUCCGCCAAGCAGUCAACAGGCCGCAACUCUUCCUGGACAGACCAGGCAUCGCACCCUGGCUGGAGGUGCUACAGCUCACCUUUCGGUACUCCUCCGCUGCCUUGAGGCAGAUAGACGAGCUCAUGGUCCACGAGAGGGCAGCGCACACCUUAACACCUCCGAGCAGGGAGGUUGAAGAGGAGGCGCAGGAGGUGACGGCCCCAGCUACAGAGUUUCUUGAGCACAAACCUCUCAGUGCCGAUCCAGACAAGCCCCGGCACAUCAGGGGGCGGAUCCACAGACGAGGUUUGUGUGGUUACACUCCUCGCAAGGGCUCUGCCUCUGUCGGCACUGCCAUCGCUCCUGCAAUUCAUGGGAUGACUUAA
Molecule: messenger RNA, 2997 nt
Organism: Symbiodinium sp. CCMP2456
Lineage: Eukaryota; Dinophyceae; Suessiales; Symbiodiniaceae
Source: the annotation of a GenBank genome assembly